AUGGAGUUCGUCUCCAACCCCGACGAGAAUGAGGGUCCCACGGUACUGGCAGCGACACUGACAGUAACAUGUGUGGCUCUUCUUACCGUAGGCGCACGUUUGUAUGUGCGUCUGGGCAUGAUUCGAAGCUUUGGACUCGACGAUGGGUUUAUGGCAUUUGCAACAGCAAUCGCAGUAGCAGGUGAAUUUGUCAUUGUUGCACAAGUCCGUCAUGGAGUUGGGCGUCACACAGGAGAUGUCAACCUUUUGGAAGACUACCCGGUCGCCAUGAAAAUGUCUUUUAUCUCCCAACCAUUAUAUUUAUCGGCUCUCUGCUUGGUGAAGCUUGCAGUUGGAUCUUCUCUUCUUCGCAUCGCAUCUAAGAAGCUUUACAAGAACCUUAUUAUCGGGAUCAUGGUAUUCAUGACAGCAUACACGAUUGCCUGCAUCUUUACAAUCAUUUUUCAGUGUACAGAUGUUCGCAUCUUCUGGGACUGGACAGUCAAGGCAACAUGCUGGGACAUCGAAACGGUCAAGGGCCUCGCGUACGCAAACUCGUCCGUCAACAUUCUAACCGAUCUCCUAUUUGGAAUUGCGAUACCAGCGCCGAUGCUAUGGAAACUCAACGUUCCCACGAGAGUUCGAAUCUCCCUUAUGAUCAUCCUCGGCCUCGGUGUGUUUGCCUGCGCGGCCGCCUGUGUCAAGGUGUACUACCUUGUCACGUCGUAUGGAAGAUCAUUCGAUCCACUCUGGGACUCGAGACACAUUCAGAUGUGGACGGCCAUCGAGGCGAACGUUGGUAUCAUUGCCGGGAGCUUGCCCACUCUGCGCCCUCUGUUCAAGGACUUCUUGGGCACCAUGUAUGGAAAGGGGUCCAAAGCACCAACAGGCAACACGUACUACGGUCGAGGCACUUUACGGAGUGGGAGCAACUGGCAGACCCUUUCGAAUUCGCAGUGGCCAGAGGGUUCGCGCGAGGCAGGGGGCGCAAAGACACUAAAGUCUCGCGACGAUCGAACAGGGGAAGACUACGAGUUGGGAGCCUACGCCACUGGGCCUGCGGGCACCACUACAGUUAUGGCGAGGGCCGACUCGGAUCGGAGCGAUGAGAGCUUGUACAAAACUGGGCUGCUGGACAGCUCCGAGGGACGUGGCAUCAAGAAGACGACGGUUACCACGGUCAUGUAUUCACACAACCAACAGUAA
Molecule: messenger RNA, 1185 nt
Organism: Colletotrichum truncatum
Lineage: Eukaryota; Fungi; Ascomycota; Sordariomycetes; Glomerellales; Glomerellaceae
Product: integral membrane family protein
Source: RefSeq, a predicted model, not a curated record